AUGACACAGUCGGGACCGCGAAAGGGCGACCCAACCUUAGAGAUAUGGAUAGGUGAACGGAGCCUAUACAUCUUCAUUGUCUUCUUGACCGUCUUCGGCUCCGUCAUCUUGAUUCCUACAGCAUACAUUCGCUGGCGGCACAAACGACUGAGGGAACCAGAAGUCAUCUUUAUUGUACUUGCAUAUAUAUUCUUCCUUGCAAACGAGCUCGUCCUUCUUGGCCUUCAGACACGAGUCUACCGGCUGAGCUAUGUAGCUCUACAGAUGAAGCCGCCCUAUCGGGAGAUCCUCAAUGAUAGACACGACGUUAUCAUCCUCGCAUAUGCCUCAACCUACCUCUUUUACUCCGCUCUCUGGUGCAUCAAAAUUUCCUUGCUCCUUUUCUUCCGCCCAUUUCUGAGGGCAUUACCCGACCAACUUAGGUGGUGGAAUGUGACAAUUACAUACCUCUUCAUCACCUUCGUAUUAGGAUUCCUUGCUACACUGCUCUCUUGUGGUGGGCCUCGACAGCUCAACCACGUUGCUCCUGGCCAAAUUAUGAUACUUCCACUCAGACUCAUAUACGGAAUGCACAUUUCAUACGCACAGAAAAUUAGAGCGGGUGCUCUGUUUUCUGUUGGAAUGCUUUGCAUGAUCACUGCUAUUAUCCGUCUUGUUCAGAUCGGCUCCAAGACUGGUAUUACGAAUCCAAAUGUCCAAUGGCUGUCUCUCUGGGGGACUGUCGAGGCUACAACUGGUAUGUGUUUCUUGGAUCCCUAG
This is a messenger RNA of Trichophyton benhamiae CBS 112371, 759 nucleotides long. RefSeq lists its product as uncharacterized. Bases 1 to 759 code for a protein of 252 amino acids. The record is from RefSeq and is a predicted model, not a curated record. The transcript has 2 exons. NCBI's taxonomy places the organism in Eukaryota, Fungi, Ascomycota, Eurotiomycetes, Onygenales, Arthrodermataceae.